AUGAAGAUGGACAGAGGAACUUAUAUCAUCGUAAAGGAAGAUAUGAAGUUCUUCCCAAGUGAGGAUCAGCUCAUCAAAUUUUUGAAGAUGAAGAUUGAUGGCAGAUACUCUGGGUUCAUAUCCGAAAUCAACUUAUACAAGCAUGAGCCAUGGGAUUUGCCCGCAUUAUCAGUGGUAAAGUUCAGUGAAGAGUGGUUCUUCUUCACAGAGAAUAGCAGAAAGUACAAGACAAGCGAUCGAAGCAACAGACAAACAGAGAAGGGUUAUUGGCAUGAAACUUCCAAGGAAGUACCAGUGGUCAAUACUAAUGACAAGUCUAAAGUCAUUGGCAGAAAACGAUUUCUAGUAUUCUACAAAGGUCGUGCUUCUCGUAAAGAAAAGACUAACUGGGUUAUGCAGGAGUAUUUUGUUCCUGAGGGUGAGCACGAGACGAACUUAGUGCUUUGUCGCAUAAAGCAGAAAUCAGUGGGGAGUUCUCGUGAAGAUAGUAACAAAGGUAUUGUAUUUGAUAUUGAGUGUGGAUUGUAA
Molecule: messenger RNA, 528 nt
Organism: Rosa chinensis
Lineage: Eukaryota; Viridiplantae; Streptophyta; Magnoliopsida; Rosales; Rosaceae
Product: NAC domain-containing protein 53
Exons: 4
Coding region: 1-528 (175 amino acids)
Biological process (GO): regulation of DNA-templated transcription
Molecular function (GO): DNA binding
Source: RefSeq, a predicted model, not a curated record